AACAAUGGCUGCUGCGGGUGCGCAUGCGUGGAACGUCGGGGGUUGUUUCUCCGCAAAAUAAUGGCUGCUUGCGUACGCGGGCGCCUGCGCGCGUAGGUCUCCCCCGAUUUGGGUCGCUGGAGGUUCCGCUCGCUCAGGCCCGAGGCGGUCAGGAUGCCGCAGAGACCCGGGGAGGAGGAGGAAGAGGAGCGAGAACGGGAGGACGCUGCUCGGCUCCUGUGUUCGGUAAACACGCGGGAGCCUUGCCAAGUUGUUUUCUGCAACCGCACCCCCCGCUUGGUGAGCCCCGUCUGGCUGGACUUCGACGGGAAGCCGCGCCCCUAUCCCACCCUGAAACCGGGGACCGGCCGCCGGAUGCACAGCUACCUGGAACAUCUUUGGUUGUUCAGAGAUGCUGGGACAGAUGAUAGUCUCCUUGUCAACCAGACAGAGCUAUUUGUAGCUACUCGCAAUACGAAUGGACAACCCAUAUUUGCAAAUAUUACAUUGCCAGUAUUCACUCUGAAAGAAAGAUGUCUGCAGGUUGUCCGCACUUUAGUGAAACCAGGAAACUACAGGAAAUUAGACAUUGUUCGUUCAUUAUAUGAAGAUCUAGAAGAUUAUCCAGACAUUAGGAAGGAUCUUCAGCGGCUUUCUCUGGAAAGGCAUAACCGGCUGAGGAAUGGAAUCUGACAGAAGUGAGGAAUGAGAAAGCUCUUUCGGAUAAUAAACUGCUGUGUACAAGAGUUACUAACUAUAUUUUAUGGAUGGAAAAGAUGACAGCAACAUUCCAUUGUGUGUUAGUAGUCAUCCCUUGUUUGGUUUGGUGUAUGUAAGUUAUAUGUUGACAGCCGUAGGCGUGGGACAAGUCAAAAUGCCACCAUGCUGCAGAUGAAAACACUUCAAUAAAACACAAAACUCUCUUUUAUAUUAGGCAAAGUAUAGAAGCUUGAUACAGUCAUACAGGAGAAGAUGAAGUUUGCCAAAGCUGUUCUCAGGUGGCUCUUCACAUAAUUCAACUACUGUUUUAUUUUAUUUUUAUUAUUUUAUUUUAGAAACUGAAACUUGGACAAAAUAAUUAUAUUUAAGAAUAAAUUAAACUUUCCACAUUUAUG
This is a messenger RNA of Python bivittatus (Burmese python), 1094 nucleotides long. RefSeq names its product von Hippel-Lindau tumor suppressor (gene VHL). NCBI's taxonomy places the organism in Eukaryota, Metazoa, Chordata, Lepidosauria, Squamata, Pythonidae. The record is from RefSeq and is a predicted model, not a curated record.